AGCCGGAAGGGGCGGGGCUGAGGCAGCGGCGGCUGAAGCGGCAGCGGUGGCGGCGGCUCUGGAGGCCGCAGUCCGCGUCCCGGCUUCGGCCCGUGCCGCACCAUGGUGACGCUCGCAGAGCUGCUGGUGCUGCUGGCCGCGCUGCUGGCCACGGCCUCGGGCUACUUUGUCAGCAUCGACGCGCACGCCGAGGAGUGUUUCUUCGAGCGGGUCACCUCCGGCACCAAGAUGGGCCUCAUCUUCGAAGUGGCGGAGGGCGGCUUCCUGGACAUCGACGUGGAGAUCACAGGACCAGAUAAUAAAGGAAUCUACAAAGGAGACCGAGAGUCCAGUGGGAAGUACACAUUUGCGGCCCACAUGGACGGGACGUAUAAGUUCUGCUUUAGUAAUAGGAUGUCCACUAUGACUCCAAAGAUAGUAAUGUUCACCAUUGACAUUGGGGAGGCUCCCAAAGGACAGGACAUGGAGACAGAAGCUCAUCAGAACAAGCUAGAGGAAAUGAUCAAUGAGCUGGCAGUGGCGAUGACAGCCGUAAAGCACGAGCAGGAGUACAUGGAGGUCCGGGAGAGGAUACACAGAGCCAUCAACGACAACACAAACAGCAGAGUGGUCCUCUGGUCCUUCUUUGAAGCUCUUGUUCUAGUUGCCAUGACAUUGGGACAGAUCUACUACCUGAAGAGAUUUUUUGAAGUCCGAAGGGUUGUUUAAAAGGCCUUUUUCUGUUGAUCCCAAAUUCACGAUUUGUUUACCAAACACCUUGGUCAUAAUAAUGUCAUUAGUUUAUACAUUUUUAUUUUCUGAACGUUCAUGACUUCUAUUUCUUUCUGAUUAGUAGGUGUUGGGGAAAACCUGUUUAAGAGAGUUAGAGUGAAAAUUUGACAUUUGAUUGGCCUAUAAUUCUUACUUGAAAGCAACCCCAUUAUACAGGUCCUUCCAAGAAUCUAGAGGCUGUUAAUGCUGUAUGGGACUAUGGUCUUUAUGUUUUUACCUUUGGUUUUCAUACUACAAUGCAGUCUGUCCAGGAAGUAGCCCACAGCCUGGCAAUACUUGUUCACUCACUGCAUUCUUUUUUUUUUUUUUUUUUUUAAUAUUUCACUCACUGCAUUCUAGUAGUCCCUUGGCUGUGGGUCACCCUCAGAGGCUCAUUUUGUUAUUACAGCAACAGCCAUCUGAAUCUUGACCCUUGUGGCCCGCCUCAGAGUGGAGAGACCUGACGGGGCUUCUUACCAGGGUGGGCACUCAUACUUUAUCUUGAGUUUGAUUUAAAGACUCAUCGCAACACUUCCCUUAAAGUUUUAUAUUGAACCUUAGAACUGAAUCACCUCUAAUUGAAUUGACACAAGCAGCCAAUAGCUUAGCCGUCUGUUGAAUCCAGUUUCCCAGGUGUUGGAACAAGACUGCUGUCCCUGUGUGCUGCGUAGUCAGUCCAUUGUCGGCACUUAGGAAGAUGGAGUUCCUCACGUGGAAGCCUGCACUUCUCAAGCCUCUGGGAUUGCUUGCAGUGAUAGGCAGCCACUGUCCGCCUUUUAGUCAGUGGCCUUUGGGCCCUGGCCUUCGGUGUCAGCACUAGGGUUUGUUUGUCUUCUGGGGUCUUUCUUUUUUGGCACAUGUUAGUUUUGUUUAUAUAAAAUGAAGAGACUCUCUCUGAUGAUGGAUUUAAUGAAAGGCGCUCUGCUUUGGGUGUGGGCGGUCAGGAUUAUGUGGUGACUAAUGUCUGUUAGUUACCUGGAUAUUUUAUUUUUCUUUUUGGAUCUUGCAAGGGGAAAACUACAAGUAACAAGUUUUAUAAAUUUAAUUUAAAUUUGUUACAGGUUUUCAUGUUCAGGACAAAUAAUUUUUCAACCUUUGAUGAUAUCCUUGCAACAGUUUGUUGAUAAGGUGACUCUUUCACCCAGGGCAGCUGUUGCAUGCCAAUUUUUUUUUGUGUGUGUGUGUGUGAAAACACUUCAGAAUUGAAUUAAAAGAUGUAAAUUUAAAAUUGGUUGUGUAUCUAAUAUGCCCCAGGUUCAGUAAAUAAACAAUUCUUUUUAAAAACA
This is a messenger RNA of Apodemus sylvaticus (European woodmouse), 2036 nucleotides long. It is a transcript of the gene Tmed2, whose product is annotated as transmembrane p24 trafficking protein 2. Gene Ontology annotation, biological process: endoplasmic reticulum to Golgi vesicle-mediated transport; Golgi organization; intracellular protein transport. Gene Ontology annotation, cellular component: Golgi apparatus; COPII-coated ER to Golgi transport vesicle; endoplasmic reticulum. The record is from RefSeq and is a predicted model, not a curated record. The transcript has 4 exons. NCBI's taxonomy places the organism in Eukaryota, Metazoa, Chordata, Mammalia, Rodentia, Muridae. Bases 103 to 708 code for a protein of 201 amino acids.